CGCUGUUCCCCGUAACAUAACGGCACAUGUCAAAAAGUGCAACUUCGUACGAUGCGUAAAACUUGUUGUAGUAGCAUACGCUCCAUUGUUGAAAAUUAAACUAUAUUUAUCAAUAACGAUGCGUAAACGUGACAUUAUUCGCCUUUGGAAUCAGGUUGUGGACCAAACGGGCAUCGACAAAUACACGGACACACAGUGGCAGGAAAUUUACGAAGAAUUCCUGAAUUCCAUGUACGAUUACAAUGAACCCUAUAUAAGUGUUCAAAGUGUGGAAAAGUUAGUGGAUGAGCUUGAGGAGAAUAUGGAAAUUUCAAAAAGUUUGAAUACAAGCUCCGAUAUAGAUGAUGAACCGCUGUCGGCAUUAAAAAAUCGUCUGGAAGAUAAAAUCAAAGUGGAGCCAAUAACUACGCUAAGAAGAUCCACGCGACGAUGUGUGGUUGACAAUAAUAAUUUUAAUCAGCAGUUGGCGGAUAUUAAAUUUAAAUCGGAGCAGCUGCAGACGCAUUUGAAAACAGAGAUGGCAAAGCACAAGGAUGACGAUCUUUUAAUGUUAGGCACAAGCCCCAAACAGGAAAAGGCUCAAACAAAAAAAUCAACAAACAAUAACGCAACUAAAAAGAAGCGAAUAAACUCUGAAAACUUGACAGAACAAAACGAAGCAACUGCAAAACGAAUGCGCACACAAACUAAGCUCACAAUUGAAAAAGGGGACCAUAAGAUUGAUAAAAAUGAGAAACAACAAGUGCCUGGCAAAUCUAAUUUAGACAAAUUAAAGUCUAAGCCGCCUCGAAUUAGGCGAGCGAAAUCAAAGGCAGUAUUUGUUAGUGCUUCAGUUGAGUUCAUAGCUAAUCAGUUUUUUUUGUUACCACAGAUAAUGGCACCGACUGCUCACAUGCCACCCUCAGCCAUAAAUUUGACGCGAGGGCCAACUAUGAACAAUACUUCAAGCGCAGAAGAAGCUGUAACUCUAGAAGUUGUUGAAGCGGAAAAUCUCAGUAGUCUAAUGAUAGUGACAGAGAGAGACAGCGAAAAAAAAGAACCUGUUAAUGUUGACAAAAAUGCUGAACAAGAAAAUGUUGAUUUCAAUCAAUUGUUGGCCAAUGAUGAAUCUCUUGAUGUUGAUAUAAUUAAUGUUACUGAAGACGACGAACCUUUUCAAGGAUUUGACGAAAAGACGAAAAUCGAAAUUUAUCGCGAUUUGGCCAAUUCAACACAAUAUCUUGACAAUUUGGCCAUCGAAUUGGCGGAUGAAAUUCACUCCGAAUUGGAUUCAAUAUUACACAAUGAUCGCAGCUUAUGCGAUCAGAAUGCGGUGCUGCAAAAUGAUCCCAAAUUAACAAAGGAAUCCAUAGAUUUGCUUGAAGAAAUAGCCGAUCUUUCGCUUACAAAUGAUUUAUUUAUGUCUUCGGAGGCAGCUACAAACAGCUUAGCAACGAACUUUAAUUUAUUAGAACAGAAUACAAUGUUUGAGGAUGAGCUUAACUUAACACAGGAAUCCAUAGAAAUAUUGCAGAAUAAUAUCCACUCAAUGGAAAUAAGUCGAACGAUGCUACAAAAUGAUCUAUAUUUGUCCACGGAGACAGGAUCAGAAAAUGCAUCGAUAGAACAUGAUCUCAACUUGACAAACUUAGCAACAGAUGCUCAGAACAGUACAUUCUUGUACCAGUAUGCGUCAAUAUCACAGGGUAAUCUUAACUCAUUGGUUCCACGAGCAAUACUUCAAAGUGAUCGAAGCUCUGCCACGGGCUCUUCCACGGAUACCGCAUUAGAAAGUAUCGCCGUGACCCAUGAAGAUGAUCAAAACUUGACAAACCAAAAUUCUUUAGUGUUGAAGAAGCAAAUCUUAGUUCAAGAAAGUUCUUGCUGCCAAAUGGAUACAGAGCCUAUUGAAAAUGCAGUUGUAACACAGAAUACAGACCUUAACUUAAUAAGCCAAGGACCAGAUAAUAUUGCUUUGGUCGAGCAAGACAAUCUUAAAACGUCAAUACAACAGAAUAAGAAUAAUGACAAAACUCCCUUAGAGCAGGACGCGUUAUUGCAAGAUGAGCUUAAUUUCGAAAUCGACUCGGACGAUGUCCUUUCAUUGAUCACUUCCUGGGAUGGCGGCAUGGACGACAUUGAUGAGCGAAAUUCAAUUGUGAAUGAAAUGGAUUGGAAUGAAUCAGAUAUUGCUGCUUCAAUUGUUGACUCUAUGAGUCCAUUGACAGCACUUACUACAACUGCUGUCAGUCCAGAAGCUACAGCUCAUCCGGCAACUAAUGCUGUAGAAACCAACAUAUCACUUAAUGACUUGCGCAGCUUUCGUAUUCCCAAGAAAACGAAUAAUCCGAAGUUGCAGCUUGAGACGCUGCAGGAACCACAUAAACAGGCGUUGGUGAAUGGAGAGCAGCAACAACGAGAGUCCGGGAAAGCGAGGCAACAGCCUGCUAACAACAUCGAGCAUAAGCAGCAACAUCGAGUCGUUAAUGGCAGACAGCAACAAAAAGAGUCUUUAGUAAAUGACAAUCGCCAGCUGCCCAGAUGCAAUGCUCAGAAAGAACCGUUCUUCAAUGGCAAUCCACAGCAGCCCACGAUAGCCAAUUUGCAGCGGCAAAAGUCUCUGAAGCAAGAAACACAGCUAUGCAGGCCGAUACGAGCAGCAGUUCCGGAUGCAGUUCCCAUCUUUGCACCACCUUAUCAAAGGUCAGAGCAGCCAGCAGCGUCAAGCAGCGUGUCCAGCACUUUUAACAUCUACAGAGGCAUGGGACGCAACAGCGCGGCGUUUGACAUCAAAUGCUGGAAAUAUUUGGAUGGUUACUGCGCCAAUCCCAACUGCAAUCAUCAACUCAGCGAGAUUGGUGAUGUCAGGCGUCGUCUGAACUCCAUGACCAAUAAACAACUUAUUGACUGCUAUAACUUCAUGUUGCGCCAUAGGCUUCUAUUUCAAAAGUAUUUCGCUUUGUUUGCCACAAUCUUUGGCAGUCGUCAGAUGCGCAACUAUAUGCUCAGGAUGAUUAACGAUUGUUGUUUGUAUAUGGAGUUGUGUGCACCAUUUAUAGUCGAUAUCUACGAAACACUGUUACGCUUUCAUAUGUCACCAGAGGUGACUGUCGCUCACCUAAUGAAAUAUCUGUGGCAACCAAAUGCAUUGCUGCAAUAUCCGCUGUUAAUCAACGAGUUGCUCAAAAUAUUGGCCAUUGAAUAUUGGCACAAUUAUAUGCCGCAAUUGGAGGAACUCUUUGAUACCCUUGAAUUUCCUAUUCCUCUGGAGUUCGGCAGGCGAAUUGCUGAGUUUGCUGUGACCCAGAAAAAUGAAAUGCUCAAGAUAAAUGUAUGUCAGCUGGUUCUUUAUACUCCUAUAGGCCGCUCGUACUCGACUGCGACAACGGUUGCUGAAAUCUUACGCAACGAUAGCGCAGGUCAGCCAAAUCCGCAACUGCAAACGCUGCUGCUUGCAAUCCGAAAUCUGAUUCAGCUAUGUCAUCAACAGCAGCAUCAAAUUCAUUCGCAACAUCAUCAAUAUCCCCAGCAACAACAGCAACCUUAUUCGCCGAAUUCCAUUGAGCAUCAAAGUUUUCGUCAUAAUCAGCAGCAACAGCGACCGCAACAUUCUCGUUAUCAGCAGCAGCAACACUUUAAGCGUCACCAAGAGCUUCGGCCACGCACCAAGAGCUGGGUGGACAAACCCUAAAAUAAGCCUCUAUAAUAAGUUCAAGCAGCAGCUACGAUGUUUCGUUUUAAAGCUACCUGUUUUCAUCAAUUUAAUCAUCUUUUUAUUUCAUUACAGCUUACUUACAGCCAUAAGAUUUGAAU
Molecule: messenger RNA, 3792 nt
Organism: Drosophila nasuta
Lineage: Eukaryota; Metazoa; Arthropoda; Insecta; Diptera; Drosophilidae
Gene: del
Product: deadlock
Exons: 3
Coding region: 119-3670 (1183 amino acids)
Source: RefSeq, a predicted model, not a curated record